Molecule: messenger RNA, 324 nt
Organism: Acaulospora morrowiae
Lineage: Eukaryota; Fungi; Glomeromycota; Glomeromycetes; Diversisporales; Acaulosporaceae
Source: the annotation of a GenBank genome assembly
AUGGCUUUAUGGGUAAAAGGAAGAAUUACACGUUAUUCUGGAGUAGGAUUCGAUCGAGCAGGUUCAGAAAAAAUAAUAUUAAAAGUUCUUAAGGACUCUCAAAAUAUUAAUUCGGCAUUUAUAAAGGAGUUAAAUAAUAUUGCCCUAACUCAACCUAACUCUAACCGUUAUAUUAUUCAAUCUUAUGGAGUAUCACAAGAUUCGAAAACAAAAAAUUAUAUAUUCGUUAUGCCAUAUAUUAAACAUGGAAGUUUGCGCGAGUAUUUAUUUAAGCAUUUUGAUGAUGUUAAAUGGAUGGACUGGGGAAUAAGUAGAGUGUCGAAA